AUGCGUGUCGCCAUCGCCGGUGGAACUAGUCCGACCUUAGGAUGUUCGAUUGUAUCAGCCUUACAAGCCACCAAAGGCCGGUAUACCCCGGUUAUACUAUCUCGUAAGGACAAAACGCCAACUGAAGAGGGAUCCAAUACACAAAAUGGUGGAGUUGACAUGCGAUGCGUGGACUAUCACUCUCACGACUCUCUGGUGCUUGCGCUGAGUGAUGUGCAUGCAGUCAUCAGUGUCUUGCUUAUCCCAGGGCCCGACUGGGUGACAGCUCAGGUGAAUCUCCUCCACGCUGCGGAGGCUGCUGGCUGCCAACGUUUUGCCCCGUCUGAGUUCGCACUCACAUCAUUCGCUCACACCAUGGUUGACCUGUUGAACGCCAAGAACACAGUUUGGAACGCUGUUCAUGCAUCGGUCGAACAAGGCAAAAUUGAUGCUGCCCGUUUCCCGUGCGGAAUGUUCAUGAACUAUUUGGGGAUAGGAUGCCCGGAGGCAAAGCGUGCGGAUGCCCUGGCUGGAUUUCAAGAGGGUCCGUUCCUGGUUCACCUAGACAGCAGCCCGCCGUGGGUUGAAGUUCCCGUCCGACGUGAUAAUAGAAUGCCUGACAUAACAAUGACCGACAUCCGAGAUGUCGGCAGAUUUGUUGUUGCAGCUCUGGACAUGAAAGAGCAGUGGGGUGGCCGUGAGCUAGGAAUGGCGGGCGAGACCUUAGGCUUUGAGAAACUAAUACGUAUCUGCGAAAGGUAUAUUGGAUAUCCAAUUGAGGUCCGAAGGGUGCAGGAAGAUGAGCUUAGAGCAAGGCUGUCAGCAAUGCGCCCAGAACAAGUCAUUCCUCGUAUGGAAUGUCAACUGGAAAUUGUUUGUUCACGUGGCGCAUCUGUUGUGCCAUCUACACUCAACUUGUCACCUUCACAGCCCACAACUGUUGAGCAAUACAUGAAGCUCUACUGGGGAUAG
This is a messenger RNA of Penicillium antarcticum, 951 nucleotides long. RefSeq lists its product as uncharacterized. NCBI's taxonomy places the organism in Eukaryota, Fungi, Ascomycota, Eurotiomycetes, Eurotiales, Aspergillaceae. The transcript has a single exon. The coding region runs from base 1 to 951 and encodes 316 amino acids. The record is from RefSeq and is a predicted model, not a curated record.